Messenger RNA from Exophiala spinifera, 1650 nucleotides. RefSeq lists its product as uncharacterized. The record is from RefSeq and is a predicted model, not a curated record. NCBI's taxonomy places the organism in Eukaryota, Fungi, Ascomycota, Eurotiomycetes, Chaetothyriales, Herpotrichiellaceae. The transcript has a single exon. Bases 1 to 1650 code for a protein of 549 amino acids.
AUGCCUCCACCGCGCUCUCUAAACGACCUCAUGCAGGCUGCCCGUGGCAACAUUGAACGGCACCGCUCGCACCGCAAUCGACACACCCUGACUCGGUCUCAUUCGCGUCGCCGUACUGCAGUCGACACAAUGUCAUCGUCUCCAGAUAUCGCCUACACGACCCGCACGGCGGACCAGGAAAUCGACACUGUGGCCAUCUGCCCUGCCCACCCCGAGUACAUGGUGAUAGGAACCUAUUCGCUCGUCAAGCCCGACGCACCGCGCUCAUAUCCCUCCCAAACACGACAGGGCAGCAUCCAGGUCCUCACGGUGUCCUCCGACUUCCGGCCCAGAUACGCCGGCAUGCUCCCGCCGCAGCUCGACCGCAUGGCAUUUCCCGAGGCAAUAGUUGACAUCCACUUCCACCCCUCCGACGGGACGCUCUUCGGCGCCGCGACCUCGACCGGCAAAGUCCAUCUCUUCCGCUUCAUCAAGCACGGCGACGUUCUUGGCCGGCGUGUCAUCACCAAGCUGCUCCCGCUCGGCAGCGUUACCGUGUCGGAACCCGACGAACACGGCCUGUCACCCUUGGUGACGCAGUUCGCUUGGUUGCCCGGCGUCCCCACGAAGGGCGUGCUCGGCAUAAGCGACGUGCAAGGCAUCUGUUUUGCGGCAGUGACAUCGUUUGGCGAGACGAAGAUAGUCUACGCCUCCGUUCCGCGCAUCAAGGAUCUCUACGACCAACGCGUGGGCCAGGAUCUGGCGGCGCCGCCCGUCGCGAUCACGGAUGUACACAAGCAUGAACUCGAGGCGUGGACGGUUGCGAGUCUCACGCUGCCGGGCUCAGGAGACACGGAAGACCAAGGCACCGUAACACACAUGAUCCUGAGCGGAGGGGAUGACAGUGCGCUGAUCGCAUCGGCAAUCGACUUGUUAUCACCCAGCGAACUGUCCGAGCAGCUGAUGGCGCCAGCCUCAGCCUCCGCCUCCGCCUCUCCAUCACACAUCUCCGAACUCAGUGCAAUGCAACUGUGGAAGGACAGGCGGAACCAUACCGCUGGCGUCGUUGCCAUUCUGCCUCUUCCGCCUCUCAGAACAAAAUCGAACAAGAAGGACGACGCCGAUCCUGCGUCGAAUGGUGACUUCUUUGUGCCGUUGGUUACGGGAAGCUACGACGAAGGCCUUCGAGUUUUCGAGAUUGAUCACACUUCGCGUCGCGCCACGUUCGUCACGGAAACAAGUCUCGGAGGCGGUGUGUGGAGGCUGAAGGUGCUCGAUCAGUACACGACGACAGAAGGGCGCGCCCAGGAUCGACAUCUACGACACCACACCCUGAUCCUGGUAUCGUUGAUGCAUGGAGGCGCCGCCGUUCUGCGGUUAACGUACGCCCCGGGUGCAUCGGAGUCCUGGACAAUAGAUGUUCUGACUACAUUCCGCGCUGGACAUGAGAGCAUGGUCUACUGCUGCGACGCAAUUCUCGAAUCACCGACAGAAGAAGAGAAACCAAAAUCGGUCUCCAAUCACCCGGCGCCGCCGCAGCCGCCUUCGUAUACUAUCGUCAGCACCAGCUUUUAUGACAUGAAGAUAUGCACUUGGACUUUUGUCGACCAUUUCAAGGCGGAGCACCAAGGUCAGACUCUGGCCACAGUUCAAGGUCGAUUAUCUCAGUAA